AUGUUGUUUGGUACGAAAAUGGAGAGCUGUCCUGAGCGGACUGAGACACCGCAGGAUCCGAGAAGCUGUGUUCAACCAUUUUGGAUUGUACAUCGUGGUAAAAGUCUGCGGACACACCUGCUAGCUUGGCACCAAGUGAGGCAACGGAGACACCACAGACGAGCGGAGCAAUGACUCGACUACCUGCCUACCAUUCGGCAUACUCAGCUUCAGCAGGCCUCUUUCCAGAAACUCGUAGAAAUGCCAUCGCAGGUGGUGGUGAUGAGAUGGUGGAUAGCUGAGGUUGGGGCUGGGGAGGAGUAAGCCAGGAGGAGGCUUAGCGGAGGGGAUCCUGAGGAAGUGAACCGGCUGGCAGGCUUGGCAGAUGGGUGAGUCCCGUUCGACAGUCCACAUGAGCGUCUCCAAACCCCCACCGCCCCCCUCUACCUCUCACCUGGCCAUUCCCCCUUCCUCCACCUCCACCCCUUCCUCAUCCGCCUCCUCCCCCUCGGCGACGCCCCACUCCACCGCUCUGCCCCCUCCCUCGCCCGUCAAGAUCUCUAUGCAGGAGCACUUCGCCAUCAACGUGUGCCCGGGCCCCAUCCUCCCCAUCCCACAGAUCUCAGACUUUUUCCCCCGUUUCCACGACUACCCCUGCACGCCGCCACCUCCGAGGGAGAAGAAGAUCCUGAAAGAGGAGACUUUCAACGGGGAGACGGGUGGGGUAUACAAGGACGGGGAGAGGAGGGGGGACAACGAUGGAGACAGGGAGGAGGUGUUUGACUCUGAUGAUGAUGACACCUACCUGGGAACGUUGGAGUUCAGCCUGCUCUUUGAUCAGGAGAACAACUGUCUUCAUUGUACUAUUCACAAGGCAAAGGGACUGAAAGCCAUGGACUCCAAUGGGCUGGCUGAUCCAUACGUCAAGCUUCAUCUUCUCCCCGGGGCUAGCAAGGCAAACAAGCUACGCACAAAAACCCUGAAGAAUACGCUGAACCCAGUGUGGAACGAAACGCUGGUGUACCACGGCAUCACAGCAGCUGACAUGACCACCAAAACGCUCAGGCUGUGUGUAUGUGACAUGGACAGGCUCGGACGAAAUGAAUUCAUCGGAGAGGUGAGAGUGGCUCUGAAGAAACUGAGAGAGGGCGAGAACAAACGCUACAAUAUGGGACUGGAAAGAAUUGCACAGAAUAAAGAAACCAACAAUCAAACGGUGGAGCAGGGAGCGCUUGUGGCAGAGGAGGAGCGUGGCCGCAUCCUGGUGUCUCUGUGCUAUAACACAGAGAAGAGCUGCCUGAUGGUUGGCAUCAUACGCUGUGCCCAUCUGGCCGCCAUGGACUCCAACGGCUAUUCUGACCCCUUUGUUAAAAUCAUCUUGCAACCAGAUAUGGGGAAAAAGUCCAAGUACAAGACUUCAGUGAAGAAAAAGACUCUCAACCCUGAAUUCAAUGAGGAGUUUUCAUAUGAUGUAUCCCUGGACCAGCUGGCAAAGAAAACCCUGGAGAUCUCUGUGUGGGACUACGACUUGGGAAUGAGCAACGACUUCAUAGGUGGAGUGGAGCUGGGGAUCAAUGCAAGCGGUCAGAGACUCAGACACUGGUUCGAAUGUCUCAAAAACAAAGGGAAGAAAGUGGAAUACUGGCAUACGCUCACACAGCAAGGAGCCCCGAGCAGUGACAAACCGGACUAGAUCACACAAGACAUUCAUGCAUACAUACACACACACACGCACACACUCACACAAACAUUUGUUUCACUGGGCGGUGGUUGGAAACAGAGACCAAGUCAUGCAGUAGUAAGAGCAAAGGAUAAAACAUGCAAUAAUAAUAAUGUUGAAGAUGAAAUCCGUCAUAUAUUGCCAACAAUUACAGCACCGAGUAUUAGUAUAUGAUAUUCAUACUAAUAUUAGUGAUGGUAAUAAGGUGUAAUCUGAAUACAUUUUUUUAAAGGUGAACCAAAUUGUGACAAUGUCCUCAUUAAAGUGUUGACGUAACAAAACAAUACCCACGAAAUUGUGCUUUAGACCUUACUGUAUUGUGGAAGUUGCUCAUAUUCUGUCAUUGAAAUCUACACCUGAUGAAGAGAUUUGAGACUAAUGUACUCAAAAAUUCAUUCAUUGAAAGGGGCCAACACUAUGUGCACCCUAGUGACUCAUAAUGUGGUAUUUAGUUACAGGAGCAGGAAUGUUCGGAGAAGUCUCUAUUUUAGUGGUUGUUGAUCUGAUGCAAAACAACACACCGUAUUAUAAAGCACAAAACGAUCCAUUCGGUGGAUUUGUACCUUUACUGUUUCAGUGUUCUUGUUCUAAUGUCUUUUCAUUGACUUUUGGUGACAGUGGCUCUCUAUACACCUUGACAUCGGACAUUAACGUGUCGGCAUACGUGUGUGCGUGAGGGCUAUGAGAAUAUGAGUGCCUACAUCCACUGUCUGUGCACUGUGUGUCUAUCUGUAUUCACAUCAUGCCCCAUUCAAAAUGUCUCCGUCCAACUUCAGAAGCACAGAGGUGUGAAGAAAUAGUAACAAAGGACAAGAAAAGACAUACAGGAGAGAAAUCCUCCUCCACCACCACCACCACCACCACCACCACCACAGACCUCAGUGGUGUGAGUGUUCCUGGCUGGAGGACACUGACAAGCCGUCAAUCGUGUGUGCCAGACCUUUACCAUCUCUCUCUCUCUCCCUUUGCCAGACAGUCAUUGAACAACUUGAAGAAUGGAAUAUGUCUUGAUACGUAACCUUUGACUGCUCUUUUUUGAUGAGUUGUGUCCAUGGCAGGCAGUACGGCUAUUGCUUUUGGAGGUACCAUUUGUAUCUUCGCUUCACUCCAGCAUUGUGAACCAGAUUUCAACAGGAUCUAAGCGAGUUUACCUCAGUGAUUCCAAUUCUGCUCCAGCAGAGUCACAGAUGAUGUAACAUUUUCUUCUUUCAGGGCAAUCUCAUACCAGUAAUGUAUUAAUUUGAAAUUUCAGGCAUUUGAUUGUUCCUGUUAUCUUAUCUAUCCCCCUAAUCCACCUUUACACACCCUCGGAGCCUCUCCCUCUGUGAGAAAAAAAAAAUGGCUGUAAUCUACAUCAUCCAUCAGGGGGAGUUAUUUCUGCGAUCAUUCAUCCCAUUAUUUCUGACCUAUUAGAUAUUAGGUCUAUAGUGGCAUAUAUUUAAUAAUUUGGGCAUGAGACAGGACUGGAGGGACUACUGUGCCCAUGUCUGUGAAACAUAUGAUUGCCUGCUGAGAUUAACUGUGUGCAGUUAGUAGAAAUGCAGGCAUAGAGAACGGAGCCCCCCUAUGAUAUAACCUCAGGAGAUAAAAUGAGAUUACACCCCGUAUGGAAACACAUUUGGCAGUAGGGGGACAGUGGAUAAUCACAGACCAGGAUCCAAGAUACUGAGAAGCUAUGCUAGAUUGCACACUUAUUAAUUUACAUGUGUGUUACGUGCCUUGAUGCACAGAUCUGCAUAUUGAUGGUGUGUAUGGGCUAGCUUGUUGCUGAGCUGCCCUAAAUACCUGCCAGGAUAUCAAAUGUAUUCCCUCGGUUCAUCUCGCAGCACUCCUGCUCUGGCCAUACACCGGUUCACAAAAGCAUACCCACAGUCAGUCAGUGGCCUCCGGGAGUUUUCUAACUGUUGAAUCGAUCCGGCUGCUCAUAUUCUUGGUGUCCUUCGACAACCUUGUGAAUGUCUCAUCGUUGACUGCAAAAAAUGGAUCCUUCAGUGGUGAAUUAGGUUUAGAAUAAUAAAAGGGCUUGGGCAUUAUAAAAGCUUGGGACUAAACCAUGUAUUGUAACAGUAAGCUUAAAAACAUUUUCAGUUAGACCUUAAAUGACUUUAACAAGAGGGGUUGGGCAAGAAUGAUGGGUUUAUUCUGUACUUUCUCUAUGCACAUCAAAACUCCCAGCACGUCAGCAGUGAGAUAAUCAAACCAAAACAACAUGAUCAUGUUAUCCAAGCAUCAAAGAUGCAUUUCUGGGAACACUUUGUUUGGGGAUCAGCUGGGUGGAAGUGCCCUAAGAGUUCACGUUUCUGACUGGAUCUGUUGGUUUUGUUUACAGUCACCAAGUUUUCUGACUCGUGUCUAUUGACCCCGCUUAGCUUAUGUAAUCAUUUUUAUCUGCAAUACGGCUGCAUGUUUAGCAAUCAUCAUCAGCUUGUAUAAUAGAGUGCAACUUUAGCUGAUUGUUCUGGAUGCUGAUGUGUUUACAGUCUAUGCCAUCCAUUCAGUCUCUUGCCAUCAGUGUGUAUUUGUUUGUGAAUACGAUGAUUCAGGGUAUUUUUUUGCUCAGUUGCUGUGCUUUACCAAACGAGCUAUUACUUUAAAAAAAAAACAAAAAAAACAACUUUACUGUCACAGAUUUUGACACUUGUCUUCCUUAAAUUGAUAUCAGUGGUGAUGAUGCAGGAGGGCUGAGAUGGGAGCGAGAUGGGAAUUCACUACUGCAGUCCCUGUGUAUUCACUGUCAAUGUCAAUCACACAGUAUGGCUGCCAUCCUGUGGUGGGUUUGUGUAACUACUUCGCAAAAAUAAAUUGAAGCUGUUUCAGUG
Messenger RNA from Seriola aureovittata, 4518 nucleotides. RefSeq names its product double C2-like domains, delta (gene doc2g). Gene Ontology annotation, cellular component: membrane. Lineage: Eukaryota; Metazoa; Chordata; Actinopteri; Carangiformes; Carangidae. The record is from RefSeq and is a predicted model, not a curated record. The coding region runs from base 365 to 1672 and encodes 435 amino acids. The transcript is spliced from 12 exons.